AUGGAUGAUGGGAUUAGCACAGAUAACAGGAUUGCAUGCGGUACGAUUGAGGAGCACACGGAUGCGGAGAAUGUCAUAACGCUUCCUCUUCCUCCCUCUCCCACCAUCUUCAACUUCCGAUCCACUCAGCCUCAGCCCAUCUGGCCCCAUGCAAUCUUCUCACUAUCACAGCAAACAAUCCACCUUCCAGAUGAAGGAACAGAGAAAUGCACACGCAUAAACAAUUUUACCAAAUGCGUUGCAUACUGUCCACGGAUGGUUACAAUCCUCUUUUCUCUUCCGACCUUAAAGAUGUCGUCACAUCUUUCCUUGUUAAGCGGCUCAAUUUCUUCUCCAUUACUACUCAGCAAUUUAGCACAGAUUUCGAAACCUCCACACUUAUUGGCACCCAAGGAUUUAUCCUAUCUAUUCAAGUUAAAGUGGGAUAGUAAGGAUGGCGAUCUGAGUAAAGUGGUAUGA
This is a messenger RNA of Loa loa (African eye worm), 459 nucleotides long. RefSeq lists its product as hypothetical. Lineage: Eukaryota; Metazoa; Nematoda; Chromadorea; Rhabditida; Onchocercidae. The coding region runs from base 1 to 459 and encodes 152 amino acids. The record is from RefSeq and is a predicted model, not a curated record. The transcript is spliced from 3 exons.